This is a messenger RNA of Cryptotermes secundus, 1542 nucleotides long. RefSeq names its product glypican-5. The coding region runs from base 199 to 1542 and encodes 447 amino acids. The record is from RefSeq and is a predicted model, not a curated record. The transcript is spliced from 4 exons. Lineage: Eukaryota; Metazoa; Arthropoda; Insecta; Blattodea; Kalotermitidae. Gene Ontology annotation, biological process: positive regulation of canonical Wnt signaling pathway; cell migration; regulation of protein localization to membrane. Gene Ontology annotation, cellular component: extracellular region; cell surface; plasma membrane.
GGCCAGUCGUGCAGUCGCUGGGCCGGUUAUGUCUUGCGUUUGCAAAGGUUGACGAAGUUCGUUCGUGUGAAGCAGUGUGUUAACAUAAAACAUCCAAUCGUUGACAUUUCCAACCUGCGACGCGGCUCGUGUUCCCGAAAGACUAUACAGUGUUGUGGUCAGUUUUUAGUUGGUUUUUUUAACAUAAAAUAAUUUGCAAUGGGGGCUGAUAUUGGGUGCGUGUUGGUCAUGUUAAUAGUGCUGGUGUACGGUUGUGGCUUGGUGUUCAGUGGAUCUCUGCCCAGUGAGCGGACCUCCAAUGUGAUAACUUCUUGCGCCCCAGUCAAACCUAUUCUUGAGAUGAAGAACCUGUCAACUGAUAUCCCGGAUCAGCCUGUCAACGGGUCAGCGUUGAGUGUAUGUGAAUCAGCACAGAGCUGCUGCACUCUGGAGAUGGAGACGAAGUUACGGCUGCUGGUCCGCAAAGACUUCCAGGCUCUGCUGCAUCACAACUCACGUUCUCUGGAGGGUCUCCUGGCCUCCACCGCCGCCAAGCUUCAAGAUCACGUGACAGAGCUAGCAAGACAAUCGGAGAACAAAACACUAGUGCUGUUCAGUCAGGUAUACCAACGUAUGGCCAUACUUGCAAGAGAACCAAUCUCAUCGCUGUAUUCCGAUCUCCUUGGUUACCUGAACGCGGAGAAAGAAAACCAUCACGAUAAGGAUCUAAACAAAGACGCAGCAUCUUCUACAGCCACAGUUAUGCCCUCUGUAACUCUUGUCACGGCAGAUUUAAAUCUUGAAGAGUCUGUAACUACAUUUUUCGCCAGUCUGUUUCCUUUGGUGUAUCACCAUGCUGUUAACCCACACCUGCGUGAUUUUUCAAGUGAUUACAAAUCGUGUCUAAGAGCAACUAUAUCGGAGGUCCAACCUUUCGGUGAUAUACCAAGGCAACUGGCGCAUGGAGUUGCCAAGACGAUGGAAGCCACUAGGGUUUUACUGCAAGCUCUGAACCUGGGUGCUGAGGUUCUAAACAGUACGGACACCCUGUUGAUGACUGACUCAGUGGACGGUAGUAGCGGUGUGAACGGUGCGCAGUGGAGUGAGUGUCACACGGCGCUACUGAGGAUGUCCUAUUGUCCGACGUGUCAAGGAUUAACGCGUGCAGGGUUGAAAGCCUGCUCUGGGUAUUGCCUCAACGUGUUGAGGGGGUGUCUUACUCAGCAUGCGUCUGAGUUGGAUUUACCUUGGAAUGGAUUUGUUGAAGCCAUUGAGAGACUGGUGGUUGCGGUCAAGGGUCAUGACUCAACCCCUGCAAUUGUGCUGAACGUGGAGGAAGUUGUGCGUUCUCUGGACACCAGGAUCUCGGAAGCCAUUAUGUACGCCAUGGAGAACGGGCCCAAUCUGGAGAAAAAGGUCCAUAGUGAGAGUUCAUACCUGCAGGAAAAUAAUCGAUUCAUUCUUGCAAAUUGGAGAGCACAGUCGCCAAAAUUAGGAGCCAUCAUUUUGCAUAUCGCAUCACGGUGUUCGUGCCUAAACUGUACGGCUGUAGACACUAUGUGA